CAGCUUUGGGAGUCUACAGAUCAUUGCAGGAGCUAAAGGUUUAGUUUUUUGUUUUUUUGUUUUUAACAAAGGUAAUCUGCAACAGCUGGUAAUCCUUGGAAGUGUCUGCAUAGGUUUGUGCCAAGAAUAUGCCUGUUUGAGGGUUAUUGUGAGUAUAGGAUUAAGUCUUUUUAUUUUUCAGUAGGGUUAUUUUGUUGCAAACUGACAAUAUGGAAAUGAGAUGCAAAGAUAGAAUAAUAUAUAAAACUUUUAGUAAACUUCAGAGGUAGGUGUAGAUUAGUUAGGAGAUGGUAAAAAUAUUUCUAUUUCACUUAGCAAAUGUUAACACGUUUAAGCAUUUGUAAAAUAUUUUAUAAUUGUUAUAAAAUUUUAUUUCCCUCUUCUUUCAACUAACCAAAUAACUUUAAAUUUCUGAUUAAGAAAACACUGUUCAGGGGCCAGAAAGAUAAGAGUAUAGCGGGUAAGGCUCAUUCAGAUCCUACGCAUCUCAUGUGAUUCUCUGAGCAACUGCCAGGAGUGAUCCCUGAGCAACCCCAAUACCGCCCUCAAAACAAAAACAAAGCACUGUUCUGGGACCAGAGAGACAGUGGGUAAGACACUUGCUUGCCUUGGAGGUGACUGACUUGGUACCCCGUAUGAAGUGCCCUGAGCACAGAGCCAGGAGUAUGCCCUGAGCACUGCUAGUGUCUGAAAAACCAGAAGGAAAAAAAAAAAAAACAGGGGCUGGAGCAAUAGCACAGCGGGUAGUGCGUUUGCCUUGCACUCGGCCAACCCGGGUUCGAUUCCCAGCAUCCCAUAUGGUCCCCUGAGCACCGCCAGGAGUAACUCCUAAGUGCAAAGCCAGGAGGUAACCCCUGUGCAUUGCCGGGUGUGACCCAAAAAGCAAAAAAAAAACCCAGAUUUUUAAGAAAACUUUUAUAAGAAUUGCCAGGCAGUUUGACUACUGAAUUCAAGAGGAGAAAACUUAAAUUUUAAGUUACUGCUUUAUGAGAUUUUUAGGCCCUAGAUUUUUUGUUGUGACCUUUCCAUAUAUGUAAAGAUAAAAUAUUUAUCAAAUGAGGGACCAGAGAGAUAGUGCAGCAGGUAAAGUGUUUGUUCCCUGGAGCCUCUCCAGCAGUGAUCUCUGUGUACAGAGCUGGAAGUAAGCCCUGAAUAAUGCUGGGUGUAACCUAAAAAUCUAAAAACAGUGAUCUGAUCCAGACUAGUAUUCUCUUAUAGUUCCAAGAAUGACAUGUGAUUUAGGAUAUAUGAUCAUUUAUGAUCUUUACUGUAGGAAGACAAAAAAAUCAGAUGGGAGAGUAAACGAUAUUGAGGACAGAUUCCUAUAUCAUAGACUUAAAACAUUUUGUCAGUGUUGCAGUUGGAAGUAUAACUAACUACUCGUCAGUCCUUAGUUGUUCUUUGUUCUACCUGACUCAUUAAAAUCCUGCCUUUAUAGUUGUCGGGUUGACUGAACUUUAAAAAUUAAGCUUUCCAAACUUCAGUUGCUGAUGUUUAGUUUUUACUCAUUUAAGGAUUUAAAUAUGUAUGUAUAAUUGGGUUUUGUCACGUUGCAUAUCUGUUUAGAUCUGUGGACUCCACUAGUUCCAAACUGUAACUGUUAAGACUGCUGAUUUGACACUCCGCAGUGACCACAUGUGUACUGCACUAUAAAUACUGUGCUUCUUGGAGCUGAAUGGUGUAGCAUUACUAUGUGGCUUUUCUCUAGUCUUCAUUGUGUCAUCUGUAGUGAGCUUAGAUUUUUGUUUUGGGAAUUUUUACAACUUGUUUGCAUGGGUUCACCUGGUAGCAUUUGGUUUUUGCUUAUCAAGUCUCUUAAUACACAGUCAGCAAAGCUUACAAUCCACUCAAGAGACUUAACAUUUUUUCACUGUGGAUAUGGGUCAAAUUAAGUGUGGCUGUCAGCUAAAAGAAAAUUCCGUGUGGAAUUCAUAUUAAUCCAAUUACUGGCAUAAGUGUAUCUUGUUUUCUCAACAUGUUUUAUUUCCUCGUAUAAAAGCUUGAAAUUGGUCCUAAGAGAUAGUUCAAUGGGCAGAGAGCAUGCUUUGCAUGUUAGAUCCCUGGCACCACACAUUCCCCCAGUUUUGACCAGGAGUGCCCUCGGACACAGAGCCAGGAGGAACCUCUUGGCACUAUUGGGUAUGGUCUAACGAGAUAAAAUAAGAAGCCCUAUUCAAUAAAGUAGAUUUUUAUCUAUGUUUUGGCAGGCUCCAGUCUGUGUCUGAAAUACAGGUUGAUAGUGCUAUUGCCAAAAUGAUACAUUGUUACUGUGAUAGAGCAAAGUUUCUGUGCAAGUUUACUACUGGAUAUUAAUGAAUAAAAACGUUGAGGCAUUAAGCAAUUUUUAUGAAGUUUUUUUUUCAUGAUGAUAAUGUGCUUUCAGUAUAUUGAUAUUUGUUUAUAAAUACACAUUUCUUAUUUUUAAAGGUACUCCAUUUAUAUUUUUACUUUUGGGGGUUGGGGAUUGAACCCAGUGCCACAGCUGUUUGUUUAUUUAUUUACUUAAAUGGAGGAGUACUGCUGUUUAUUCAGCCAUUGAUUAAGCUGAUUGAAUUGGGCAUGAACUCCACAUUACUUUUUUUCUUAAUUGGAUAUCCGUGAGAUAGACCAUUAUAAAGUGCCACAGAUGUUUAAAGCAUGCACCCUCAGUCCCUCAAAGAUUUUUUUCCAAUUUGAAAAUUAUAUCCUUUCUCACACAUAUAGUAGAGGGAAACAAAGGAUAAAAUGUGGUCCUUAAAUUAUCACUGAAGUUUAAACAUAGGAAAAAAGGAACUACCAUCUGAAGUAAAAUAGUUGAAAAAAGUUUGGGUUUUCAGCUGUUUCAUGGUUAACCAGAAUUUCAUGCUCAAAGAGAAUGUCACACCAUUUUAGACUCUAAAACAGUAGGUUGUGUUUUUGCUACCUUUCUUAGGCAAAGAUUAAUAGUUUUAGUAAUUUUACUUAUUUUUUAUUUUGGGGUCACACUCAGUGGUGGUCAGGACUUACUCCAGGCCAUGUGCUCAGGGAUCACUCCUGGCAAGGCUCAGGAAACCAUAUGUGGUGCCAGGAAUCAAACUGGGGUUGGACACGUGCAAGGCAAGCAUCCUACCUGAUGUACAAUAUCUCUAGCCCCUAAUAAUUAUUUUAAAAAUUAGUAUUUUUAUGUGCAUUUAAACUAUAGUCUCUAUCAUGCCUCCUUAUUCAUGAAUCAAACUGGACAAAAGGGACUUUAUCUAGGCCUCCCAAAUAGUCCUUGGCUGUGUUUGGGGGCUCUGUGCCGUGCUGGGGGUUGAACUCAGUGCCUCAUGCAAGCCGGGGAUACAUCCCAGCCUUUGAGCUAUUUACCCAGCCCCCCUUUUUAACUAUUUUUUUUGUUCUGUGAGAUUAUAAGCUCCAUUUGUAUGUUUUAUUUAAAAAUAAAUUAUUUUUUAGUCCUUAAAGUAGUUGUGAAGCAAGAUAGGACUUUUUUGUCUUGGGGCCAUACCUGGCAUGCUCAUGGGUUAUUCCUGGCUCUCAGGAAUUACUCCUGAUGGUGCUUGGGGGGGCCAUAUGGAAUGCUGGGGAUUGAACCCAGCUUGGCUGUGCAAGGCAAGCACCCUUACCUGCUGCAUUAUUUCUCUGGCCCCAUGGUAGUUUUUGUAUUUUUUUUAAAUGAAGCUUAGAUGUGAGGGAAGAGGAAGAGAGAAUGUACAUGUUGAAGGGAGAAUGCAGGCUUGAAAAACAAGCCAGUAGUUACUAUUUUAAAAAUAAAUUUAAUUUUUAUUUCUUUCUAUGUGGAGAUUACCUGUUUAGUAUAUAAAUUAUGCCAAUUCACUGCUUUCUAAAUGAUAGCCAUAGAAAGAAUUGGCAAAGUCACAGACCUACACAGAGAAUAUAUUUCUUGAAUGGGUUGGCUGUUUUGUAUUUGUUCUUUCACAAGUCUAAGUUUAAUAAAGUUUUUUUUUUUUAUCAUUUUAGAGUCAAAGGCUGCUUUCUUUCUUCUACUUACAUGUUAUAAGGUAUUUUGGUGUGCCUUUCUUGUUGUGCCCAUUAUCCUUAAACCUUUUGGAAUUUUGACCAGUGUUGAUAAAAUAUUCUUUUUCCAGUAGGAAAGGGGAGCAGAGCACACUAGCUUUCUGCAGUCAUCGCACUGCCUUUUCCCUUCCAGAACACGCUGUCUGAAAUAAUGGGGAAGGGCCACGUUUUCUGUAUGAGUCAUUCACAUAAUUUAGGAAGUUGGUGAGCAAAAGGGGUUCUAGAAAAUACAUCCUUUUUUUUAAAAAAAAAAUAGAAUGACAGGGACACAAAAUGGCAUUAUUUUAAUGUAUGGAUGGGGCUAGAGAUAGAGUAAGGAGGUAAGGCCUUGCAUGUGGCCCUGGUGACUGUGACCCUGGGUCAGAAAAUCCUCAGCGCCACACUGACACUGCAGGCUGUGGCCUGAAGGCCCCACUCUCCACAACAACAAUUUUAGUGUACUCUCUUUCAUACUUGGAAAUACAUUCCCUACUCAUACUUGGAAAAGUAUAUUUAAGGAAUUAUUUUCACCUUGGUUUUAGAGAACCAAUGUUCACCAUCACUUUGAAUCAAAAGUAUUUUUGCAGUGACAGCCGGCCAUCUUGAGUGGUUUUGUAAAAGUGGUGCUAAUGUGUAUGAUUCUGAAAUUUUCUUUUCCUCCCUCUCCCUUUAACAUUUGCUUUAUCUUUCACUGUUGUCAGUCAUAACACACUGCUCUUGAAUCUCUCAGCUGGUCUUGACUCAUGAAUUUACUUAUGCUUUCACUCUUCUUUAAUAAAUACAUUAAUUGCAAGCAGUGAAUUGAAAACAAGACAAAAGAAAUCGACCAUUAGUGAUUGGACAGUUUCUUACUUUGUGUUACAUUUAACUGUUCUUUUGACAGCCCAGUUUUUAAAGCCAGGAUAAUAUUGGACAUCGCUUACUCCAGAAACAUGGGUGGAAGCUGGGCCAGGGAUUGGGGAAAUCUCUACAGGCAUUUUGAUCCUGGACUUGUUGUGGUGAUGGUAAACUUAGCAGUGGGAGAACAGAUCCCAUUCCAAUUGUUGUCAAGUAUGAUGUCAUGGGCAUGGGCCGCAUGGAAAUGGAGCUCGAUUAUGCCGAAGAUGCUACCGAACGGCGCCGUGUCCUAGAAGUGGAAAAAGAAGACACAGAAGAGUUGAGACAAAAGUACAAGGAUUAUGUUGACAAGGAGAAGGCAAUUGCCAAAGCAUUAGAAGACCUCAGAGCGAACUUUUACUGUGAACUGUGUGAUAAACAGUAUCAGAAACAUCAGGAAUUUGACAACCAUAUCAACUCCUAUGAUCAUGCACACAAACAGAGAUUGAAAGAUCUCAAGCAGAGAGAGUUUGCUCGAAAUGUUUCAUCAAGAUCCCGUAAAGAUGAGAAGAAACAGGAAAAAGCCCUUCGACGACUUCAUGAGUUGGCAGAGCAAAGAAAACAAGCUGAAUGUGCACCAGGAAGUGGGCCCAUGUUCAGACCAACAACAGUGGCUGUAGAUGAAGAAGGUGGAGAAGAUGAUAAAGAUGAAUCAGCUACGAACAGUGGUACAGGUGCCGCUGCCACUUGUGGUCUGGGAUCUGAAUUCUCCACAGAUAAAGGAGGCCCUUUCACAGCAGUACAAGUCACUAAUACCCCAGGACUGGCACCGGCUCCUGGCUUAGCCUCCCAGGGUAUCAGCUUUGGCAUUAAGAAUAAUCAAGGAACACCGCUGCAAAAGUUGGGAGUGUCAUUUUCCUUUGCCAAGAAGGCGCCCGUCAAACUUGAAUCAAUAGCAUCAGUUUUCAAAGACCAUGCAGAGGAAGGAACCUCUGAAGAUGGAACAAAAGCCGAUGAGAAAGGUUCUGAUCAAGGAGUGCAGAAGGUAGGAGAUUCUGAUGGAAGCAGUAAUCUUGAUGGAAAAAAAGAGGAUGAAGAUCCUCAGGAUGGAGGGUCCCUUGCCUCAACAUUAUCUAAGUUAAAAAAAAUGAAGCGAGAAGAAGGAGCUGGAGCUACAGAGCCAGAGUAUUACCACUACAUCCCUCCAGCUCACUGCAAGGUGAAGCCUAAUUUCCCCUUCCUGCUUUUUAUGAGAGCUAGCGAACAGAUGGAAGGUGAUAAUGGUACACAUCCAAAGAGUGCCCCAGAGAGCAAGAAAAGCAGUUCUCCCAAACCUAAAGGCUGCGGCAAGGUGGCCCCGAGCCAAGGAGCAGAGAAGGCGGUUAGUGAGGCCGCUGAGCAGCAGGCAGAAGCCAGUGUGGCUGAGCCUUCAGGGCCGGGGAGCAAAGGUGAGCCAGAGUCAGCAGAGCAGGUGCACGAGCACAGUUUGGAGAGUCAGACUCAGAAGGCUCCAGAAACCCCGGUGUGUGACUCAGACCCUUCUAAAGAAGCCCCUCAGGCCACCUCAGCAGGGAAAGAAAGCCAGGAGGGACCCAAACAUCCCACCGGCCCCUUCUUCCCAGUUUUGAGCAAAGAUGAAAGCACUGCCCUCCAGUGGCCGUCGGAACUGUUGAUUUUCACCAAGGCAGAACCCUCCAUUUCAUACAGUUGUAACCCGUUGUAUUUUGACUUUAAACUUUCAAGAAACAAAGAUAACAGAGCAAAAGGGACAGAAAAGCCAAGAGAUGUAGGCAGCUGUUCAAAGGACCAUCUCCAAGGCCUUGACGCUGACCCUGGUGAGCCAAAUACCAGCAAGGAGGGCGGCGAGAAUGUGGAACACAGCUCAGGAGGCAAAGUGGAUGCACCUGCUUCAGCAUCUGCCUGUAGCAUCCCGAGGAAGGAGGAGCCUGGGGGCAGCCACGGGUCCGAGACAGAGGACACCGGGAAAAGCCUUCCUGGCAAGAAGGAACGAUCCGGCAAGUCUCACCGACACAAAAAGAAAAAGAAACACAAAAAAUCCAGCAAACACAAACGGAAACACAAGGCUGACCCAGAGGAGAAAAGUUCGAAGGCAGAGUCUGGGGAGAAGUCUAAGAAGCGCAAAAAAAGAAAACGGAAGAAGAAUAAGUCAUCAGCCCCUGCAGAUUCCGAACGGGGACCCAAACCAGAACCUCCUGGAAGUGGUAGCCCCGCACCCCCAAGGCGACGGCGAAGGGCCCAGGAUGAUUCGCAGCGGAGAUCCCUCCCCGCUGACGACGGGAGCAGCGGCAAGAAGGAGGAGGGGGGUGGGGGCAGCUCGCAGGGUCACGGCGGGAGGAAGCACAAGGGUGAGCCUCCAGCUUCGUCCUGCCAGCGGAGAGUGAGCACCAGACGCGGCAGCAGAUCCAGCCGCCGGAGUCGCCCGAGCAGUGGGGAUGAGGAUAGCGAUGAGGCUUCCCUGCACCAGAAGUCUCCGUCCCAGUACAGUGAGGAAGAGGAGGAGGAAGACUCGGGGAGUGAGCAGUCCCGCAGCCGCUCCCGCUCUGCGCGGCGGCACCCCUCACACCGGUCCUCCCGGCGCUCCUACUCCAGCAGCUCCGACGCCUCCUCAGACCAGAGCUGCUACAGUAGAGAGCACAGCUACUCAGAUGACAGUUACAGUGACUACAGCGACCGCUCACGGAGACACUCCAAGCGCUCCCAUGAUUCGGAUGACUCCGACUACGCCAGCUCCAAGCACCGGUCCAAACGGCACAAAUACUCGUCGUCCGAGGAUGACUAUAGCCUCAGUUGCAGUCAGUCCCGAAGCCGGUCUCGCAGCCACACCAGGGAGCGUUCAAGGUCCAGGGGCCGAAGCCGCAGCAGCAGCUGCAGUCGCAGCCGGAGCAAGCGGAGGAGUCGCAGCACCACUGCGCACAGCUGGCAGCGAGGCAGGAGCUACAGCAGGGACCGCAGCCGCAGCACCAGGAGUCCUUCCCAGAGGUCAGGCUCCAGAAAGGGGUCGUGGGGUCAUGAGAGCCCCGAGGAGAGGCGUUCGGGUCGACGUGACUUCAUCCGCUCGAAAAUUUACCGUUCCCAGUCUCCCCACUACUUCCGAUCAGGCCGGGGAGAAGGUUCUGGAAAGAAAGAAGAUCUCAGAGGAGACGAUGGUAAAGGGACCAUCCUCCCCGCUCAGAACAACAUUGGCGCAGGAAGGGCAUUAGAAGGGGAUUGCAGCCCUGAAGACAAGAACUCCAUUACCGCCAAACUGCUGCUGGAGAAGAUCCAGUCAAGGAAGGUAGAAAGGAAAUCCAGCGUGAGUGAGGAGGUGCUGGCCACCCCUGGCAAAGCUGGGCUUAAGCUCAAGGACCCCCCACAAGGUUACUUUGGGCCCAAGCUCCCCCCUUCUCUCGGCAGUAAGCCUGUCCUGCCACUGAUAGGGAAGCUGCCAGCUACCCGGAAGCCCAGCACCAAGAAAUGUGAAGAGUCUGGCCUGGAGAGGGCGGAAGAGCAGGACCAGUCGGAGACGGAGGAAGGGCUGCCAGGGAACAGCGAGCCCCCGUUUGGCCAUCAGUUCCCCUCAGAGGAAACAGUUGGCCCCUUAUCAGACCCACCCCCAGAAGAGCCAAAGCCUGAAGACGCUACUGCUGAGCAUCCUGUGGCUCCCCUUGGCACCCCCGUGCACUCUGACUGCUAUUCUGGGGACCCAGUUAUCUCCCAUAACUACCUCCCUGACCCCAGUGACGGGGACACCCUGGAGUCCUUGGAUAGUGGUAGUCAGCCGGGACCUGUGGAAUCCAGCUUGCUGCCCCUCGCCCCAGACCUCGAACACUUCCCUGGUUACGCACCUCCCAGUGGGGAGCCGAGUAUUGAGUCGGCGGACGGGGCCGAGGACGCGUCCCUGGCGCCCCUGGAGAGCCAGCCCAUCACCUUCACUCCCGAGGAGAUGGAGAAGUACAGCAAGCUGCAGCAGGCCGCGCAGCAGCACAUCCAGCAGCAGCUCCUGGCCAAGCAGGUGAAGGUCUUCCCGGCCUCCGCCGCCCUGGCCCCGGCAGCCCCGGCCCUGCCGCCCCUCCACAUUCAGCAGCCAGCCACCGCCUCCGCCACCUCCAUCACGACGGUGCAGCAUGCCAUCCUGCAGCACCACGCGGCCGCCGCCGCCGCCGCCAUCGGCAUCCACCCCCACCCUCAUCCCCAGCCGCUCGCCCAAGUGCAUCACAUCCCCCAGCCGCACCUGACCCCCAUCUCCCUGUCCCACCUCACCCACUCCAUCAUCCCCGGCCACCCUGCCACCUUCCUGGCGAGCCAUCCGAUCCACAUCAUUCCCGCCUCCGCCAUCCACCCGGGGCCCUUCACCUUCCACCCCGUGCCACAUGCCGCGCUCUACCCAACUCUCCUGGCCCCGCGGCCCGCUGCAGCAGCUGCCACUGCUCUCCACCUUCACCCUCUGCUCCACCCCAUCUUCUCAGGUCAGGACCUGCAGCACCCCCCUAGCCAUGGCACAUGAACCUGGGGGGCGGGAGCCCAGGUGGGGCCCAUGAGAUGGCCCGUACCUCCCCUUGAGGGGCGUGGGGCCAUUGAUACCAGCAGGUAGAAGCUGGACGGGCAGCGGCUGACAGCCAAAGAAUCUCUGAGUUUUGGCUUGUGGCGGUGGAUCAGAUUUUGAGGUUUGCUUUCGGUUGAUUAUCAGGGAUUUUUUUUUUCCCCCUCCCCCUUUCUCUCUGUCCCUCCCUCUCCUGGGUUUCUAAGCUUGGGUACAUAUCGGCAAGUGCUGCCCGCCCUCUGCAGCAACACCUCCAACCCCCCAGGUUAGAUGCUCCCCGUCCUGCCUCCGCUUGGCCACCGUCCCCUUCCGUAAAGCUGAGCACGUCGGCCUUCUCCCUGGCUGGCAGGUUGUCCAUCUGGUCCUGCCUUCUCGGUGUCUUUGACCGCCCCUUGGUGGAGCUUAUGGGAUCCCCGGUGAGGUGGAGAGGGAGGCAGGCCUGGAUUCAGAUGCUCCUCGGGCCAUCAGCCAGUCGGCCCACUUCCCACAGAGAGCCACGCGUUGGCACUCUCGUCCCACGUCCCAGAAGAGACACGUGCAUAUCUCAGAGAAGAUCUAUCAUGAAUGGGAGCUGUGGGGCUGCCCGCGUGCUUCCCCGGGGAGGAGCUCAUGUGUCUGAGGGUGUAUUUUCUUCUGUCAUGUUGUCGUUUUCCUUAAUUUAUAGGAUUUUUUUAAUGUAAAAAAAAAAUUGCACUGAACUCUAUAAACGUAAAUGCUGCUUUUUGUAGCUCAUAUUAAAAAGUUGCAUAUUUGUAGUAUACUGCAAUAAUAUUUUUUACAUCCAGCUCUUUAAGUGAUCCUUGUUCUGGUGGCUUUGUGUAAAUAUGUUUGCCCUAGUUGAAUUAAGAAACUUUAAAGGUUAUAAAAUAAAAACAAAAAAUAAAAAGUAUUUGUUUUCUGCUAGAUGCAAAAAUGACUAAGCAUGUAUAUUUUAUCAAGCUCAUGUAUUUUUGAAGUUAUGAACUAUAAAAAUGUUAAAAAGAGAAAUCCUGUUUAACAUUUUUUUUUUUUUUGCUGGGACAAAAUGUUUAAUAAUUUGCAGUAAGUGGAGCCCCCAGCACUGGGAACUUGGAACUAAUGGGCAACAGUCAGCUGGGGUGUCAGAGGGAUACUCAGUUCCCCGAGUCUCAUGCAUGUGUUUUGCUGUUUCACAGAGAAACAGGCGGGCCCCACAGAGGAGGGAGAGACCGGGAGUGUGGUUCUCUGGCAGCAGUGGGACGUGACGGUUAGGGAGUCCUGGGGUUCCGGGUGCCUUGCUCUGGGCAGUGUAUUUGCCUACCUACUACUACUUAGUCCCCUCCAACAACUUUUUUUUUUUUAAUGUGCCUUUUGGGUUGGCUAGAAACUGAAGAUGAAAGUUGGAAUAAUUUUAAGUCCUAUGAGUUCCUAUGCUUCGUUGUUUCCAUGCCUUCUGCCCACCUUUGUUUAAGCAGUGACUUUUUUUUUCCUCUCCCCUUUUCUCCCACGACACCUACCAGAGGAAGUAUCACCUCAGUCCCUCCUCCUCGUCCUCACCUUUAGCCCAGGUCCUCAGUUCUAAUACGCACAAUGACCCAGAGGGAAUAGAACAUGACAGAUCUCGCCUGUGCUCGGUUCCCCAUGCAGCCUUUCCUUACCCAUCCCUGUGGCUAGCCUGGGGCGGGGGGGGGGGGGGUCAUCUGACAGCAAAAACAAACCCUGCUUACCUGGGCCAGGACUCUGCCUUCUCAGCUUCCCAAAAGACAAAGGUUCUGAGCUGGAGAGAAGCAAGUGCCGGACAGACGGACAGACGAGGCUCCGGCAGUUGGGAACGACACUUUGUAGAUACUAGCACUGGAACAAGGAAACCAGCAGUUCAAAGUGAAGGGACUCCCCCCCCCCCUUUAGCUCAUGUAAAUAUUUAAAUAAUACAGUAUUAACAUUUUUUGUGCUGCUUCCCAUUAGCUUGCUAGAUCGAGCCAUACUCUGGCUGCCUCUCUGCCUCCUGGGCUCAGUUUUAAUUACAGAAUAGUGGUUUUAAAACCUUUUUUUUAUUUAAAAAAAAAAAGGACAGCAAAAUAACCUAUCCUUACAAGCAAAACAGAGUGUAUUUAACUUUAUCACAUAUGAUAGAUAUAUAUGCUGUAAAAUUAGGAAAGGAACUUUCUAAUAAACCAAUGAUUUGUGGAAA
Messenger RNA from Sorex araneus (European shrew), 11477 nucleotides. It is a transcript of the gene GPATCH8, whose product is annotated as G-patch domain containing 8. The coding region runs from base 5033 to 9292 and encodes 1419 amino acids. The transcript is spliced from 8 exons. Gene Ontology annotation, cellular component: nucleus. Lineage: Eukaryota; Metazoa; Chordata; Mammalia; Eulipotyphla; Soricidae. Gene Ontology annotation, molecular function: nucleic acid binding. The record is from RefSeq and is a predicted model, not a curated record.